CGUGUGUAGAACUUACGAUCGGAAAAUAUUCUGUUUGUGACAAGUACGGUUGAAUUAUAAGAAGAAGAAGAAGCAGAGGACUUCUACUUGAAUACCUCGGUCGGACGUUACUCAUUCGACGCGUCGCACGACAAUUUCAAACCGACCGCGUUACGCGCUGGUGCUUAGUCGCGGAUUAGGCGUUCAAUUUUAAUUGAAUUUUAAUUUGCGAUCUUUUACGAGUUUUUCGCGUUAAUUGUGUACAAUGAUGAAGUGGCUAUCCGAAUGCUGCUUUUGUGGAAUUAUGUAAAUUUGCCAAAAUAAAUAUAUUUUCGUCUCGAUUAUUGUGCUUGAGCUUAAAAAAAGUGCUGGAAAUUUAAAUUUGAAACAGCCAGCAUCACGCACCUACUACAGAAAAUGAAAUUUUACACCAUCUAAGCACCAUCCACCCAACUAAACAAGAUGUUGUCCCACGCACUUUGGCGACCUCAACCGGCAACGGUUGCCAUUGCUGCGAGCACUUUUGUCACCGCUUCAACAAACGACGAAAUGUUGCUGGUCGAUAACGAUAUCAUCGUAAGUCAAGCGUACUACUCCAAUUCGCCGCUCUUUGCCUUUGAUUCAUCCUCGUUGGGCGACCUCCAGCAGCUGCUGCAGAGCGAGGCAUUCAAGCAGAAUAUGUCACUGACACUGAAUAUCUCAACAGAGAACCUGACGGAUCUGCUAAAUACUGCACAACUCAAUCAGACCUGGGAGUUGCCGCAACAGCAGCUCCCCAUGUCCGCGUUGAUUACGCUCACCGUGUUCUAUGCCAUCAUUUUCGUUGCUGGUGUGCUGGGUAAUCUCAUCACAUGCAUUGUUAUAUCGCGGAAUAAAUUUAUGCACACCGCAACCAAUUUCUAUCUCUUCAACCUGGCGGUGUCGGAUUUGAUGUUGCUACUGUCAGGAGCACCUCAAGACGUUUACAGUUAUUGGUACCCGAAUGCCUUCCCAUUUGGCGACGCAAUUUGCAUACUUGGUAGUGUUUUAGCGGAGACAGCCACCAAUGCGACCGUGCUAACAAUAACGGCAUUUACCGUUGAGCGCUACAUAGCGAUAUGUCAUCCCUUUCGACAGCACACCAUGUCGAAGCUCUCGCGCGCCAUCAAGUUCAUCUUCGCCAUUUGGGUGGCGGCGCUGCUGCUUGCACUGCCGCAGGCGAUGCAAUUCUCCGUCGUCUCUGAGCAAGGCGGCACCUCGUGCACGAUUGGCAAUCACUUUGUCGAGCAUGUUUUCGCCGUGUCGGGUUUUAUCUUCUUUGGCGGUCCCAUGACGGCGAUUUGUGUUCUCUACGUACUGAUUGGCAUAAAACUGAAGCGAAGUCGCUUGCUACAGGCAGUGCCGAGACGUAGUCUGGAUGUGCAUCGUGGGAUCAGCGCACAAAGUCGUGUGAUCAGAAUGUUGGUUGCCGUCGCCGUGGCCUUCUUCCUUUGCUGGGCGCCCUUCCACGCACAACGCCUGAUGGCUGUGUAUGGCAGCAGCGCGAACAUUGAAUCGCAACUGUUCAAAGAUGUUUUCGAAGCUGUCGACCUCACAUCCGGUGUGCUGUAUUACCUAUCGACCUGCAUCAAUCCGUUGCUGUACAACAUCAUGAGUCACAAAUUUCGUGAUGCUUUCAAGGUAACUUUAGCACGUCAAUUUGGAUUUCCCGGCCGCUCUCAGAGUCAAAGCCACAACUACAGCGCCCUGCUGCGACAGAAUGGUUCCAUGCGUCUACAUACAACGGUGAAUAACAAUGCUCUCGAUCACUACCACUCUUACCGAGUUAUGCAAUUACAUUGUCGUGACCAAAGACAUCAUCUCUCUCUGCAGGACAGCAUCCGAACAACAACAACGACGACAACAAUCAACAGCAGCGGCGGAAUGGGUGGCAACAGCGUUAGUCGUCAUUCAUCGCAUCGUUCACGUUAUACCUCCCUUGGCUCGCAGUCCCCGCUAACAACAACACUCACCAAACGCGAUGAAAUCGUCGCAAAUCAAAUAAAUGGCAUUACUGCAGCAACCGCAGCCAAGCAACAACAACAACAACAACAGCAGAAGCAACACCAUCACAUGCUACAAACUCAACUAUCGCAACGCUCCAAUGGCACCGAUAGCAAUAUUCUGCUCGACAUGGAGUUGGGCACAGCGCAUAACUUUUGUCACGGCCAUCCGCAGUCUUCAGCCAUAAAUUGCAAUCGGAGUGACAAUUUGCGACGCUCCGUCAUUAGCAAUAGUAUGGUGCAUGCAGCGCGUAAUGCGCGACCACUCGGCGAUGAUCGCAUGUCGAUUAACUCGCAAGAGUGGGAUAGUGGCGCCAGUCAAUAUGAGCUGGGCGACACACUGUGUUUGGGUGAACUUGAAUCUGAGCUGGCUAGGCCCGAUACACCGAAUAGUCUGACAAUGGCGCGUAUGGCUGGUGCUCAAUUAGCGCCCACCAUACAGCCGGUGAACUCCAUAGCGGAAUUGGACGUGCAUGGACCGGCACGUACACGACUCAAACUUUCACGAAUAAUCAGUCGACGUGACCAAGACACAUUGUUGGCCAAGUCGAUGCCGCGCGCCGAACUAAUGCGCAGCUCCGCUAAUAUGCCUAAUGUGCCUGGCUCACCGUUUACGACCUACGAAAAUGAUAAGAAAAAGCAGGCGCGUAACACAAAUGGCGGACGUCCACAUAAAACCUUUGACGCACUCACCGGCAUUUUUCAUUGGCCUGCUCGUAAAAAGCAGCUGAAUGGACGGCAUGUUGGCGGUGUUGGGGGUGUGCCGGCUGCAGUUGGCAGUAGUGGGUCGCGACAGAACAGCAUCUCCGCAACACAUACGCACACAAGCUCAACCGGUACGCCCACACCGCGUAUGGCACUCAUGCGUAGCAUAUCCUCCGCGUCGCCGACAAUGCUGGAGUCAACGCUCAAUGUCGAAAUGAUUGGCCAGAAGUUGUGAACGGCAUAGCCAGCAUGCACCCGCGCCCACGCACGCUCGUAGCGGCAUUACGCUGCAGCGCUUUGUUCUACACGCGAAAGUUCAGUGAACAUGGCACUUGUCCGGUCAACGAGACCAGAUGGCGACAUGCAGUCACCCAAGUCCACAUGUACAUGUAUAUAUAGUUGUCUCUUUACUCUCUUCUCACAUAUCCACAUGCAACGCUUCAACCUCAAACCCACACCAAGUGACACGUACAAGGUUCACAACAAUAUAUGCGAACUGCCCCAUCUACAUUUCGUCGUCAUCUGCACAGUCACGUAAAGGAAAAGUGCGAGUUGCCUAAAUCAUCUAAGCAAUCUGUCGCAUCAGCGUGUUAGGCCACUUAUCUCCGCAAUUUGUUGUCACAUCUAACCGACCCAUUAACGACACGAAACACAUAUAUGUAUCGCCAGCCAUGUAUGUAUGUAGAUAUGUAUAGUAUACGUCUUGCCAUUGUAGAUUUGUAGUGUCUUGUCGCGUCGCUUCCAUGCGUCGCAUUUGCUUAAAUACAGCAGUAAAAUAAAUUGUAAGAAAUCCCUAGUCAGACAGUCGUAUCGCUACAAAUGCCAUAACAUUAACUAAAAGCACACCCAAACCCCGCUCGAAGUGCGACAUAUGUAAAUGACAAUCCUAAGCAACAGUGAAGAGCGAAAGUGAAAAACAUUUAACAUUCUCACAAGAUAAAUUGCGAUAUCAUACGAAGGCAUAAUAUAACAUAGCAGAAAAUAACAUAGCAGAACAUAACAUGGCACAAUGGCAUAAAUAAUGUUUUUGUUGUUCUGUAGAGCGUAAAAAAUGGACUGAAAUUUGUAUUAAAUUUAUAUUUUUCUACGAUUUUCAUUAUCUCAGUGUUUUGAGAAUGCUUCGCCGGAAAUAUAGAGACACAAGAGUUGCCUCAAACUGUUCAGCAAUCUUUAUUGCUAUAUAGCACUAAUAUGUCUAGCUUAGUUUAACCUUUAUCAAACUGCUUAAGAUAUCUCUAAAAUGAGUUAACAGAGAUUUUCUGGAACCAUUAUAGUUUUGAUUAUAAAUCUCUUAUCAAAUUUGGGUGAAAAUAAAGAUAUCUCGAAUUGUGAAUCAAAAUAUGGAAAAAUCGGUAUUACCAAUGUAUUUUCAUUCUAAAAAUUUCGUCUUUGAUACACAAUUAUAUUAGAACUAUACUAUUUUCGAGUUUUCAACAGUAUACGGACCAACUAUUUUUAGUAAGAAAAACCAAACAACAAACGGUAUUGCUUUAAAAUAUCAUUGAUAUCAUAUCACUAUCGAAUAUUUUGGCAAUGUUUUAAGAAACUUGUUUUAUGAAAUUUUAUUAAAAUAAAUUUAUUCAAUGUAUGUAUAUCGAUAAAAAUUUCGAUAAUUUUAAAAAAUAUCGAUUGGAAAAAUGUAAGCUGUUUUCGACGUUUAUCAAUAAAUUCUUCCGAUAACGUUGAAAAUUAUCGAUUGAUUAAAUGUAAUAUCGAUAAAUAUGCCGAUAACGUUAAAAAAUAUCGAUUGAUGAAAUAUAUCGGGCAUUAACUAACUCGACGAGCGUCCGAACAUCUAAUAUGACGGAUCUCGUGGACUCUACUAUACUAUUAUAGUAUAAUGCCAAUAUUUUCAUUUUUUCCCACUUUUACGGCCGAUCACUUACAAUAUCACUAAAUUGUACAGGGUGGUCCAUUUUGAAGUUCCCUACUUGUUUAACGAAAAAACCAUUCGAAAGAACUUUAUUUGGCAUUCAUUUUUUGAAGAUUAUCUUUUUCAAAUGUUGGCGACUACGUCUCAGGUCCAUCCGUUGAGUCCAAUUUUCGAAUACUCGAAAAGUAAGUGGUGAAAUGACACGCUUUAAGAUUUGCUCCACGACCUGAAUAGAAGUGGGUUUAUCCGCACAGACUUUAGACUUUACUUAUUCCUACAGGAAAUAGUCUAACGGUGUAAUAUCACACGAUCUUGGCAACCAAUCGACCGGCCCUAAACGUGAAGUUAUCUGCUCACCAAAGUGUUCUCUCAAUGAAGCCAUUGAUUGAUGCGAUGUGUGGCGCCGCCUUGUUGAAAUCAAGUUCAAGCAUCAAAUAGUCGACCAUCAUGGCGCGAUAACAGUCGCCAUUAACGGUUACGUUCUCACCGGCAUCAUUUUUGAAGAAAUAUAGACCGAUGAUUACACCGUCCGACAAAUGACAUCAAACCGUUGUUUAUUUUCUGAAUAAAAUGACAGCUCUUGAAACUCUUCAGGUUUCUCUUCGUCUGCGCCAAGUCGUUCCAAACGUCAGUGCGAGUUGUUUCAAAACGCCGAAUCGACUCUCCACGGUCUAGGUGUUUACUUUCAGCAACGGCUGCUAUAUUUUCCUCACUGCGUGCUGCACGCUGUCUAUUCGAUCGAAUAUUAUUCAAUAAUGAUACUGCUGGGUCUCAAGAUAGCUGAUGGUGUUGCGAAUAGUACGUUCAGUAGGCCGAUUAUAUGUAUUGACCAUAAGUUGAGCAAACCGAGCGAAACACAUUCUUUACAGAACGUAAGAUUCUGUAGUAAAGAUGAACGAUUUGUAUACGUUGUUCAGGCGUAAGUCUUUCCAAGGUGAAAUGUUGGAUCACCCGUUACUUAUAAAACUUUAAUUAAAGUCAUUUAAGAAUAUUUGCUUUGGUAUGAUUUUUGAAAAACUUUUCCGAACGUAAGCUUAAGACACUUCGCCAACCAAAAUCCACAACAAAGCCAUUAAAUGAACAUUUUCAACUCAACACUUCGAGGCGCUAAAAGCUUUCGUACUCAAAAUCACUGUUGCUGAGGAUUGCAACUAACAACUAACACAGUUGCGCUCAAACUGUCAGCUUCAAUUGCUUGCGGACUACCAAAUUACGGGCGCGUACGAAAAUAACACAAAAACAAAUACAUUUAUACAAAUACGUGCACUAUAAACGCCAUAAAAGAGACCACUUAGUUUAUAAGAUUUAGAAUAGUUCUUCCAUUUCACAGCCUUUUUCCCCCACACACCUCGCUCCUACGAAUUGCGACUAAGCUUUUAAGUGUUAAAACGAAAAAAAAACUCAAAAUAAAGAAUUUUAAAUUCUAAGCUUUGGCGGCUUUGCUAUUUGUUCGCCUGUCUCAACUUAGUGCAUAAACACUUAUUAGCGUUGUAUUAUACGAGUUGUUGUUGUUAAACUAUCUGCCGGCUUUGUAAUUGUAGCACUGCAUUACGCUUAAAUGAGACUUUUGCCGAGCGUAAUGCAAUUAGGAAAUAUUGUAGUUGUUUUCAUGCUGUUGAAUUUACUCGGAAUUGCAAGGCAGCAAGAAGAAGAAAGUUUAAUUAUGCCCGUGAUUAUGAAAUUGCGGAAAAUGGCUGUGCCCCACGAUUUACACACACAUACACACUCAAGUGCAUAGCGAAAUAGUUCGUUUGUGCCCAGCACAUAAGUAUGUAUGCCUACUGUUUAUGAAAUAUUACUUGUUAGUCUACAAAAAUAAAUUUAUAAAAAUGAAAUUAUAGUUUAGUUAAGCUGUGCUUGUUGUACUUGCUUUUAGCAGACUAAGAAAUUAUGUGUACUUAUUAUAUAUAUGGUAUAUUUUAUUAACUUAUAUUUAUGUAAGUUUUAACUGUAAUUAUGUAUUUUAGCAAUAAGAGUCAAAAAGAAGUCGAAUA
Bactrocera neohumeralis is the source of this 6572-nucleotide messenger RNA. RefSeq names its product tachykinin-like peptides receptor 99D. The record is from RefSeq and is a predicted model, not a curated record. Gene Ontology annotation, molecular function: neuromedin U receptor activity. The transcript is spliced from 7 exons. Gene Ontology annotation, biological process: neuropeptide signaling pathway. Lineage: Eukaryota; Metazoa; Arthropoda; Insecta; Diptera; Tephritidae. The coding region runs from base 442 to 2940 and encodes 832 amino acids. Gene Ontology annotation, cellular component: plasma membrane.